CUCAUUACUGAUUACUCAACUCCAUAACACCAAACCCAAACGCAUAAACAAAAAGGGCAGAGCAGCGUAAAGACUUUCCUUCCCUUCCCAUUUCUUCUUCUUCUUCUUCCUCCUCGCGUUUCAACGACAAAUAUAUUUCCAUUCCCCUACAAGAAAACACCACCUCCAACGGAGAAAAGGGAAAAGGGGCAGAAGUUUUAAGCCACCCUUAAUAAGCUCCAUCCCCCUCCCCCUCCCCCUCCCCCGUCUCCUCUCGUCUCCUCUUUUUUCUGUCCGAAAUUCUAACACUGUCCAACACGUAGUAGUUUCUUCUUCUUUUUCUUUCUUUCUUCGGGGCUCGGCUUUUCGCUGAAGCCUUCCUUCCUCUUCCCCAAAUCUCCUAAUUGUUCGCAUCUCCUCUCUAUUUCCCCAUUCCUCCCUCCCUCCUUCCAAUUUCACCUUACCCAUCCUGUGAUUCUUCUCUGUAGCUGUUUUCUGUUGAGGAAGGUAAAAAACCACAGAUGGGCAUGGCGGGGCAGGUGGUGAAAGUGAAGAGGGCGGCAUUAGAGGCAUGCAUGACAUGUCCUCUCUGCGAUAAGCUACUCAGGGAAGCUACGACCGUCUCUCUCUGCCUCCAUACGUUUUGCAGAAAAUGCAUAUAUGGCAGACUCUCAGAUGAUGAAGUUGAUACCUGUCCUGUAUGCGAUAUCGACCUGGGUUGUCUGCCAGAGGAGAAACUCAGGCCGGAUCACAAUCUGCAAGAUAUAAGAGCUAAAAUAUUUCCAUCUAAAAGAAGAAAAGUUGAGCCUGCUACCGAAGUUGUCACUUCUGUCGCACUGCCAGCAAAGAGAAAAGAGAGAUCCUUAUCAUCUCUGGUUGUCAGCACUCCCAAAUUGCCCGUAGAAACUGGUUCAACCGGGAGAAGAUCCAAAGCUGGACCAAGAAAACCUUCUGGGUUACGAGGUUGUAGUUUUACCACUGAAGAAUCAAACAAAGAUGAAGAAGAAGAUUCUGCAGAAGCAGAAGAUGAUCAUCAUCCAAUCAGCUCAAGCUCCCCUGAGUCCCAGAAUAAAAUUCCACAAAGGAAAAGGCAGCAAUCCGCUGCUGCUGAGCCUUCUAAUGGGCAGCAACAAAUGGAUGGAAAUGGUGAGGAUGAUGGUGAAGUAGUGGAAGGGAAAGCUGAUCUGUGGACACCCUUAAACUGUCUAGUUGAAGCUGCUAACAGAACCAAGUCGUUGAAGUCAAACUCACAACAAUUGCAGUCUGUUGCCAACUCAGAGAUUUUUUCGACUGUACCUGAUCUCGAAUCCAGAACCCUAGAUAAGCAAUUGAAUGUAGAGUCUCCUAUUGUUGGUCAGGGUGGAGAAACAUACAUCCUCCAUGAGAGCAAAAAUAAAGAACCCGAUCAGGGAUUCAAUGGUGAAGAUGAUGAUAAGGGGUCAAAUAAUCCGACUGCACCACCAGUCAAGCGUAGAAGGUUAACCGCAGCAAGAAGAAGGGCAGCUUUGUCAGAAGAGCUCAGUGCCUCAGCACAGGCUGUACUGGAUUCUACAAUGAACAGGGCAAACCGGAGAAACUGUGCUGUUUGGAGGGGAGAUGCUUCACUGCCACAGAUUCCUGCUUGUUACUUGAGGAUCAAGGAUGGUAAAAUGCCGGUGUCAUUCAUUCAGAAGUACAUUGUGAAGAAACUUGAGCUUAGCAGUGAGGCUGAAGUAAGUUCAUAUUAUGUUUUGUCUGAUUAUGCUUCUCCGUGGAAGGAGUCAUCAUGAGGAUAGUUUGUGUUAGUUAGUUUGUUCGUUAGGCUGAUGUGGCAGUGGCGGUGGUUGUGACAGGUGGAGAUAAUGUGCCAAGGACAGCCGGUGGUUCCAACGCUGCAACUGCACAACUUGGUGGACUUAUGGUUCAGGAAUGCAUCGACCAAGAGAGUGGAAGUACCUGUGGGUUCUUCUGCCAGGGACUUUGUAAUGGUCCUGUCUUACUGUCGUAAACUCCAUCAGCAGGCUUCUUAGAACGUACCCCCUACACAUAGUUUUUGUGCCAUCCUUCCUUCUGUUGUUCCUGCUUUACUUACUCUCAUCCUUUCUCUUUUUGUUUUCUUUUCCCCCAUAGUUUACGAAGUAUACAAGUGUAAGGUCUAUGAUUAAAUUUAUUAUAUUGGUUAGUCACUUCAGUUCUUCAUGUAAUGUUCCUUUCUCUACGUAGGGUGAUACAACAGUUGUUUGAGACUGGUAUGCAAUGUGCAGUCGUAAUCUUGUAAUAAUCCAAUUACGAACAAAAGCAAAUGC
This is a messenger RNA of Linum tenue, 2264 nucleotides long. The record is from the annotation of a GenBank genome assembly. Lineage: Eukaryota; Viridiplantae; Streptophyta; Magnoliopsida; Malpighiales; Linaceae.